Messenger RNA from Cordyceps militaris CM01, 1881 nucleotides. Its product is annotated as fumarate reductase Osm1, putative. NCBI's taxonomy places the organism in Eukaryota, Fungi, Ascomycota, Sordariomycetes, Hypocreales, Cordycipitaceae. Gene Ontology annotation, molecular function: FMN binding; oxidoreductase activity. The record is from RefSeq and is a predicted model, not a curated record. The transcript is spliced from 4 exons. The coding region runs from base 1 to 1881 and encodes 626 amino acids.
AUGGCUCCCAGAGUAAUUGUCGUCGGUGGCGGUCUGUCCGGCCUGAGCGCUGCUCACACCAUCUACCUGGCCGGUGGCAACAUCGUUGUCCUCGACAAGCAGGGCUUCUUCGGUGGCAACUCGACCAAGGCCACCUCUGGCAUCAACGGUGCCCUGACCCGCACCCAGGUUGACCACGGCGUUGCCGACAGCGUCAAGCAGUUCUACGACGAUACCCUCAAGUCGGCCCGUGACAAGGCCCGCCCUGAUCUUAUCAAGGUCCUCACCUACAAGUCCGCUGCUGCCGUUGAGUGGCUCCAGGAUGUCUUCAACCUCGAUCUGACCCUCGUCUCUCGUCUCGGUGGUCACUCCCAGCCCCGAACCCACCGUGGCCACGAUGCCAAGUUCCCCGGUAUGGCCAUUACCUACGCCCUGAUGCAGCGCCUUGAGGAGCUUUCCGAGACGGAGCCCCACCGCGUCCAGAUCAUUAAGAAGGCUCGCGUCACCGGCCUCAACAAGGAAGGCAACAAUAUCCUCGGUGUCAACUACGAGUUCGAUGGCCAAACCCAGACUCUUGAGGGUCCCGUCGUCCUCGCCACCGGUGGUUACGCCGCCGACUUCGGCGAGGGCUCUCUGCUCAAGAAGCACCGCCCCGAUACCUACGGCCUCGCCACUACCAACGGUACCCACGCCACCGGUGACGGUCAGAAGAUGGUCAUGGACAUCGGCGGCAACGGCAUUGACAUGGACAAGGUCCAGGUUCACCCUACUGGCCUCGUCGACCCCAAGGACCCCGGUUCCAAGUGGAAGUUCCUGGCUGCCGAGGCUCUCCGUGGUGAGGGUGGUCUCCUUCUCAACGGCGAUGGCGACCGCUUCUGCGACGAGCUCGGCCACCGUGACUACGUCUCUGGUAUGAUGUGGAAGGAGAAGGACAAGGGCAAGUUCCCCGUCCGCCUCAUCCUCAACUCCAAGGCCUCCACCGUCCUUGACUUCCACACCCGCCACUACUCUGGCCGUGGUCUCAUGAAGAAGAUGUCUGGCGAGGAGCUUGCCAAGGAGAUUGGCUGCACUCCCGACCAUCUCCAGAACACGUUCAAGACCUACAAUGCUAUUGCUGAUGGCAAGCAGAAGGACCCUUGGGGCAAGAAGUUCUUCCACAACGGGCCCCUCGACAUCAACGACACCUUCCACGUCGCUGUCAUGGAGCCUGUUCUCCACUUCACCAUGGGUGGUAUUGAGAUCAACGACAAGGCUCAGGUCCUCAACCAGGAGAAGAAGCCCUUUGACGGCCUCUUCGCCUGCGGUGAGCUGGCUGGUGGUGUCCACGGUGCUAACCGUCUCGGUGGUUCUUCUCUCCUCGGCUGUGUCGUCUACGGCCGUGUUGCUGGCGACACUGCUAGCAACUACCUCUUUCAGAAGGCCCUCAGCGGUGCCGGCUCUGGUGCGGCCCGUCUUGGCCAGAUCUCUCUGCACCUCGAUCCCUCUGCUCCUGGCAGACUGACCGUGGAGUGGGCCAAUGGUGGUGCUGCCGCCGCCCCUACUCAGAUCGCUGAUGCGCCUGCCGCAGCCGCUGCUCCCGCCUCUUCCGCUGGUGCCGCCCCCGCCGCUGGCACCAAGGCCGAGGCCAAGCCCUUUUCCAUUCCCGAGCAGGAGUACAGCAUGGAGGAGGUUGCCAAGCACAACACCAAGGAAGACCUCUGGGUCGUCGUCAAGGGUGUCGUCAUGGACCUCUCCAACUGGCUCGACGACCACCCGGGCGGUCCCCAGGCUAUUAUGAACUUCAUGGGCCGUGACGCCACCGAGGAGUUUGAGAUGCUGCACGACGACGAGGUCAUCCCCAAGUACGCUCCCAACCAGGUCAUUGGCCGCGUCAAGGGCCAGGAGCCCUCCCUCGAGUUGUAA